Molecule: messenger RNA, 1256 nt
Organism: Lineus longissimus
Lineage: Eukaryota; Metazoa; Nemertea; Pilidiophora; Heteronemertea; Lineidae
Product: protein NipSnap homolog 3A-like
Exons: 6
Coding region: 73-843 (256 amino acids)
Cellular component (GO): mitochondrion
Source: RefSeq, a predicted model, not a curated record
GUUUCCUACGGUCUUGUCUUGUUGAAUUUGUCCACAGUUUUCGAUCUGUAUUCAUCCUGCCGUUUUGUCAAUAUGUUGGGGAGGAAGCUGCUGGUACAGUUUACACUUGGGAGGAGGAAUACUCAGGUUUUAACAUCUCAGUUUCAAAGGCUUUGCCACCAUGAAACACAGGCCACGCCGGGGGCCACGCCUGAUCACCAGAAAGUCUAUGAGCUCCGUUGUUACCAGGUGAAUGUGAAGGACAUGAAGACAUACAUUGAGGUGACGACUGAUCCUGGUAUCAAGAUCAGAACCAAGUAUUCAAAGUUGCUUGGCUACUGGCAGUCGGAGUACGGUGGCAUCUGCAAUCAGGUUGUUCAUAUGUGGGUGUAUGACAGCCUACAACACCGUAUCCAACUUCGCAAAGGUCUGACCUCUGAUCCUGCAUGGAUCUCCGACUACCUCAGCCACGUUCUUCCAAUGUGGAACUUCCAGGAAAAUAGUCUCAUGCGCUUACUGCCGUGGGCCAGCAUUCCUAGUGAAGUGAAGGAUGGGGGAAUCUACCAACUGGAGAAGCUGACCCUGACUGGGGAUAUUGGGAAGGAGAUGGGGAGAAUAGCUGAGUAUGGGUUAGCAGCGGAUGAGGGCACUGAUAGACAACUCAUUGGUGCCUGGAAUGUCAUAUGUGGGAAACUCAACACAGUGAACCUUCUCCACCGCUAUGGAUCCCAAGACGCAGCCAUCCAUCACCAGACUCACCCAGAGAAGAGUAAAACAGCUCAAGCUUAUAAAUCAAUGCUACCACUCACUGCAGCCGUGGAAUCUCGGAUUCUCCUCCCAUAUUCAUUCUCUCCAUGGAAGUGAGAUUGUAUGAGCUCAUCGAGUACUUCAAAAUGUCUAUUACUGAUAGUGUGGUACUUGAGAGACAAGAGCAUGGAAAGGAUAGGAAUCAGUUCCUGUGCUGUGACAAUACAUUAUGCUGCCUUUCAUCUUGCAAUGUCAGAUCUAUAAUUAGAUGUGGGAAUUGGUGCUGGUCAGAUAAUUAUCAUAUAGGAAUGUGGAUGAGAUUGUGAUUAUCACACUGUUAUUUACCGUUGAUUCGUGAAUAGACUGUGUGUCUAUGGAAAUCUAGUAUUAUUGUAAACUUCUGGGCCUGAAAUCAGAGCAUAGUGUUCAGCAGUUGUGUUCAACUCUCUCCUUGCAGUUUCAGGGCCCAUGGCAUUGGCCAGUGCUAAUAAAUUAUAUUUACAACCUAUUUGCUAAGCAUAUUAAUUUUG